UAGACCGUCCAGCUGUUAGUGGCCGCUUGUGUCACCCCAGUGGAUAGAAAUACUCGCCAAUAGUACUUAACCUUCAUCAGACGACAAGAUACCCGUAGCAGGAGGAGCGGCCAUGCCCGGGGGAAAAACUCCGAUGGGUCGUAACAGAUUCUACGGCAACUCUCACGGCCUGCCGGGGCUUCCCAAGUCCCAAAUGCCACUUGGAGGUCACCCUCGCCCACGUGCUCCUCCCUUGAUGCCACCACCGCCACAACGGCUGCCGCAGCAGAUGGCACGAUCACCGCAACCGCUGCCUCAACCCAUAACAAUUACACAACCAGACCCAAUGGCAGGUCGCAGGAUGGAGAUGUUGGAACAGCGCCUCAACGCCACAGAGCAGAGCAACCGAGCACUCCUUGACGAACUGAUGCGUCUACAGCAGGACCUUAAGAUGAACGUCAAGAGGAACGAAAUGGGGCUGGUGGAGGAGAAGGAGGCAAGGACCCGCCUGGAGAACACAUUCAGACAGUCACAGAACAAAAACUAUGAGUACGAGGACAGGAUGAGGCGGUGUGAGGAGGCACUGAAGGAGAACCGCAACGCUGUACAACAGAUGGUCUCCCACACCAAGAGCAUAGAGAGGGCCAUCUCCACCUCCCAGCAAGAGCAGAUGGAGCGUCGUGGUAACAGUGCCCAGAAACUGCAGGAGUACAAGCACGAGGUGAUGAAGAUGAACCAGAGUAAGGAGCAGCUGGAGCGACUGUGCUUCUCGCUGAGAGACGAGAUGAGGGAAACGGCAUCUAAGGUGGACAACCUCACGCAGGAGAUGACAUCACUCGAGGGCAACGUCAGGAUGCAGGGCCGCCUCCUCGAGGACAACAGCAAGCGGGUCUUGACCCCAGCCAAACCCACCCCAAUAAAUACUCCGGUUCUCCCGCUGCCUCCUCCCCCCAGGUCCGACGAUAAGAUGUCAGAGACAGCCAGACUGGCCAUUGAGGGCAAAUUGAUCCAUAUGAACACUAACAUCCAGGACCUGACGCAGCGCCUCAACCAGGAGGCCAAGAAGAGAGAGAAGGUGGAGACAGAGGUUAAUAUCAGGAUGAACGAGCUUCUAGAGGACUACGGGAGCACCAAGGUGGAGAAAGACAAAGAGAUGAGAGAAUUCGAUGACAAGAUGAAAGAACUACAAGCAGGGUUCAGCGCCAGCGAGAAGCAGCGCAUCCUGAUGGAGAUCUCAUCAGUGGCCCAAGACCUCUCCCGCAAGAUGGACGAGAAGGACGUCAAGCUACGAGACGACACUGUCAACAAGCUUGCAGUGAUCGAAAACACCCUGUUGGAGGAGAACAAGAGGAGAGCCGACAAGGAGAAGGAACUGCAGGAUAAAGUAGAAGCCCAGAUGAAGGAAGCCAAGUUAUACGGUGACUCGGGAACAGACUCUCUCAAGAAACACAUCGAUCAACACGAGGAGCAGACGAGAAACAAACUUGGGGAAAUGGCCAACAACAUAAGCAACUUGGAUAGUCAGAUGAACGAGCACCGCCUCCAGCAGGAGAAGGUGCUCGCUGCUGAGAUCACCGAGAGGAACAACGCCAUUAAGGCGGUGGAGGGUAAAGUGGACGACGUUGACCACCGAGCAAGGAUGGGUAUAGCUCAGUUGCAGGCGGCUGUUGGGGACGCCAGCAAGAACGCGAACACCCAGCCCGGGAGAGCUUCGCCUGACUAUGACGAAAGACGAGAGGACUCAGGCAGAAACCAGCCUAGUGGCCCCAGCCUGGAGGAGAUACAGCGGAUGCAGGCUGAUAAUGCUGAUGGUAUUCGCGAACAAUUGGCCAAGGACAUGGGUCGCAUGGAGAACCGCCUCGGUGAAGUCGAAACCAAGAUAAAGCAACAAGACGAUCGUCUUGAUAACAAGCUUCAAGCUUCCAAGGCUGAGGACCAGGAGGCCAACUCCAUCAUGGGUGACAAAAUGCAACAGAAGAUCGACUCGGUCAUCUUCAGCCAAGAGCGCCUCAAGAAACAAGUCGACUCACUGCAGAAUAAAGUGCAGGACACCCCGAAGAGCGUAGCCAACCUGAAGGACGACCUGAAUGAACUGGAGACUAAGUUGAACAAGAAGGUGGAUCAGGAGAGGAAAGAGAGGGUGGACGGCGUCAAGGAACUCCGUGGAGACAUUGACCGUAUUAUUGGCAGAGAAGAGCAGAAUGCGGCGUCUGUGCCCAGCCUGGCCCGUCUGAACCAAGACGUAGACGAGACGCAGACCGGGAUGAAGAAGCUGGCCGAAGCUGUGCACGUGGUGAAGACGUCCCUGUCGGAGAGGAUCAAGGACGAGAAAAAACUGAGGGAGCAGGAGGGCACCAUCGUGAGGCGCGACGUGGACCGCCUCAACACCAAGUACAACGAACUCAGGGAGAAGAUCAAGACCACCACCAGGGCCACUGCCGUCGCCUCUUAACUCCCUACAGGGCCUACACCUUCAUAUCACAAUCCAUUAACCACAAUUCCGUAUAUUUAUGUUGAGUGUAAAUAUGUAUGGGAACAAAUCAAAUUAUAAGUAAAGGAAUACUAAACUGAUCCGAAAAGCUGUUAUAGAAACAAUCUGUUCUUUCAAGCGUUGUAUUAUAUGCUACACUGACUUGAAAUGUGUUCUUUAAUAAGUAUUUCACACAACGUGAUAAUAUUGGCACUGCCUCUACAUAAUUCAAAAAAGAAAAACUAAUCAAGCUAAAAAUAAUUUGUCCACAUACGUAAGGCAACACUCCGCCCGCAAGUGUCAUGAUGGGGACCUGUCAACCUAAGGUCCAAUAUUAAUAUGAACAUCGAGCUGCAGUGGUUUUCUUGUCAGGUGUAAGGAUCUCACUAUGAAUACACCGAUGCAUAUUGAGGGGAAUCCGUUCGAGUGAUCAUGAUGAUGGUCAAAAAUUGGUGGUGACGCGCUGACUGAUGCCCCCAAGUACAUAUACAAGGAGAGCAUAAUGCCUCUUCGGUAACUCCAAUGAUCCAUUACGUUAUCUUGGCACAUAAGAAAAUAAGGAGUCUGCAAUAGGCCGGUUGGCCUGUGCAGUGUGCAUGGCAGCUCCUGUCGAG
This is a messenger RNA of Homarus americanus (American lobster), 3063 nucleotides long. RefSeq names its product putative leucine-rich repeat-containing protein DDB_G0290503. The transcript is spliced from 18 exons. Bases 113 to 2431 code for a protein of 772 amino acids. Lineage: Eukaryota; Metazoa; Arthropoda; Malacostraca; Decapoda; Nephropidae. The record is from RefSeq and is a predicted model, not a curated record.